Molecule: messenger RNA, 2323 nt
Organism: Mizuhopecten yessoensis (Yesso scallop)
Lineage: Eukaryota; Metazoa; Mollusca; Bivalvia; Pectinida; Pectinidae
Product: glutenin, high molecular weight subunit PW212-like
Exons: 3
Coding region: 52-1611 (519 amino acids)
Source: RefSeq, a predicted model, not a curated record
CUAAAUCUGCAGUCAUUUGAAUUCUGUAACGACCACUAAAAGGACUACACCAUGUUGUUUCGGGAUGGAAAUACGUUUUGUGUUAUAUUAUCAUUAAGUAUAUGUUUUGCAUUGGUGCAUUCGCAAGGAACUACUACGGGACAGCAAAAUGCAGUGGCAUUUCCAUCCCAAACAAUGUUUCUAGGUCAGGAAACUGGCGCUAAUUCCGGACAAACUAGUAAUUCCAAUGGACUUCAAACCCCUAAUGCCUUUACUGCAUUCACUGGAACGCCUUUCGCGACUGUUCCCGAACAGGCCAAUCAAUCUCAGUUUGGACUCGCAUCAUUUACAGGACAAGCAGCUACCACAACAAACGGACAGAUGACAAACUCCAUGUUUCCAAGCACAACGACGGGUACAAAUGGUACUCCCGGAUUCACUGGGCAAGUUCCCGGAAUGAAUGGAUUUCCACAACCACCCCAGACAAUGAACAGCGUGUUUCCAACACAGAACGGUAUCCAACCAUUCCCCGGUCAGCAGAACAGACCAACUGGUUUCCCAGGGCAACCGGGAGUGCAGACAAUGUUCCCUCAGACGUCAGGACAGCCAACACCAGGACAAGGAAUUCCAAUGUUUGCAGGACAACCAGGUGCGCAAACUGGGUUCCCAGGGCAACCAGGCGUACAACCCGGAUUUCCAGGGCAACCGCGUCCAUCCGUCUUUCCGACAACCGUGUUUCCAGGACAAGCUCAGCCAUUUACACCCCAGAACACAGCUGUUUUUCCUGGACAAAUAGGUGUUCCUGUUCAAGCCGGAUCCACUGAUCCACAGGGAGGAGGCCAGACAGGAAAUACAAUCAGUGGAACUAAUCAAGUUACUACCCCAACUACCGGGGGACAACAACAGCCAGGAAUUAUCACCGGUCAAGGUCAAACUUUUAUCAAUGGACAGACCGGACAACAGCCUGGACAACAACCAGGACAACCAAUGAUCCCUGGCGGUCAGUUUGGACCUCAAGCUGGACAAUUUGGACAACAAACUGGCCAAUUCGGACAACAAACCGGACAGUUUGGACCACAAACUGGACCCCAGAACGGACAGUUUGGACCACAAACCGGACCCCAGAACGGACAGUUCGGACCACAAACUGGACCCCAGAAUGGACAAUUCGGACCUAAUGGACAAUUUAGACCAACUGGACAAUUUGGUCCGAAUGGUCAGUUUGGUCCCCAAAAUGGACAGUUUGGCCCGAAUCCAUUCAACCCCUUCGGACAGAGACAAGGCCAGUGUCAUUUGACCGGUUGUCCCGUUGGUUCACAAUGUGUUUUCGCCCCAACUGGUGCCCACAUGUGCCCGACUUGGAUCCCAAUACUGCCUUGUGGAUGUCGCCAGGGAUGUCAGGCACAAAAUCUAUUUAUUCCCCUGGGACAGUCCCGCCAAAUCGACAGGUGUGGAAACACGUGUACCUGUAAUAGCCCGGAUGGAACGGCUGCGUGUACGAUGAUGGCAUGUCCUUCUCCACAACAACAACAACAGCAACAACAACAAGGUCAACAAGGUCAACAAGGUCAACAAGGACAGCAACAGCAACAACAACAGCAACAACAGCAACAGCAACAACAAGGAAAGUAGGUCAACACUUGAUGACGUCAGUAUUUCUCGAGUCACCUAAGACAAGACCUUCAGCCACAGAGAACCAAAUGCCAACGACGUAACUAAUACCCAACAAACGAUAACCAGCCUUCAUAUGUGGUGAUGUGCACUUAUUUUCGACAAAAAGAAAGAGAACAAUUCCCGGGUCAAAGGUCGAUGAACCAAAAGUAUUGACGCUCGAAUUUGAUAAUAAAAUCCGGCUGUAGAAUUGUCCUCUUUCUACUGAUUUACAACCUAAUAGUUGUGCUUGUAAAUCAAUUAAAAAAAGUCCCAAAGAUUAGUCCAAUUACAAGUGUAAGUCUAAGAAAAAUCUUGCGUACGAAAAACCUGUGUCAAUGCAUUCAAGCAAUUAGAGAGUUCCGAACGGACUGGAGGACAUUGACAGUCGAACCCUUAUUGUAUCCUAUGGAUAAACAUGUAAUUGGGUUCAUUUUCGGUAAAUUGGACCAGAGAGCUUUUAGGUUCAGAUUUGACUGUAAUGCAAGAGUUUUGAAUGAGAGAAAGUAUGAAGGGAAAAGUGCGGAAGUGAUAAUAAAACAGUAGCAAGAAUGACGAUAUGUAGAGAUUGAAUGGUGUUUGAAUGUGUGUGUUUUUUAUAAAAAAAAAAAAAAUAUGCAUAUUUUUUAUGUAUGUACCAUAAAGUCACAAAAAUAUGUGUUUUUAAAAAGUGAAUAAAUUGUUAAGUUAUUCA